Molecule: messenger RNA, 483 nt
Organism: Fomitopsis serialis
Lineage: Eukaryota; Fungi; Basidiomycota; Agaricomycetes; Polyporales; Fomitopsidaceae
Exons: 4
Source: RefSeq, a predicted model, not a curated record
GUCGACAUGAGAGACAUGCGUUUGGGGCGCAGAUAAUUGAGAGCCACCGAUGCCCCUUCGUCAUGAUGCGCUUUUCUGAGCUGCUCGAGUUCUCGUCGACUUGAGAGACCUGUGUUUGGGGUGCCUUCUGUAUUGAUCGAGACCGCCCUGCAGUUCCGAGACGGAUACCCGAUCAAAGACAAUACAGUAGCGGGUGCUCUCAGAUAUGGCCACUCGCAUACUGCAGCCAGAGGGCGAGGCAUAACCGGUGUUUGGGGGCACCUUCUACAUUCAUUCUGCAUCCAAGGAUUCGGAGGAAUUUACAGGCGGUGCUUCAUGGAUCCUACGCGUUUUCGCGCAAGGUGAGCUGUGCAAGUUUGCCGGCCUUAGAACUACUAACUACUGGCCGUAUUAGUGGUACGCUAGAUCCGAUCGGUAUGAGCGCUUGAAUGAGUGGCAACCCGGAUACGGCCGCGACGACGUCGACUCGGACAUCCGUUGGUG